AGAUGCCAAUCCAUGGACCCUUGAGGGCCGGGAAUAGAUCCUUGGGCGUGCAGGACAAAGGUAGACAGCUGGAUAAAGGCCCAAGUAGGACCCCUGUCUGGGCCACUACUCCCACAUUCAGGAACCAGACCUCAUGGGUGAGGACACACUGUCCCUCCUGCCAAGUUAAUAACUUCCUCUAGCCAGGAUCCUGCCCCAGGCAGGAAUAUAGCUCUGCACCUACAGCAGCUCCUGCGCAGACUCUGCCUGUCAAAACCACCCUGCAGCUAAGGAUCAAGGAGCGUGGGCACCCCUCAGGGACUGCCUCUCUCCCCAGAAUUCCAUAAUGCAGGCCCGGAUGCUUGUAGGUGUGCUGAUCAUGGUGGGCUUCACAGUGGGAAAGGCUCCUGUUCCUGAAGUCCGGACCUGCCACUUCUGCCUCUUAGGAGACCCUUCUGUAGGUUGCAUUUCAGGCUCGGAGAAGUGCACCAUCAGCAGUUCAUCCCCAUGCAUGGUGAUCACCAUCUAUCGUGAUACCAAGGUCCGCUUCUUCAUCCGAGGCUGUGGACAGUACAAUUCUUACCGCUGCCAAGAAAAACGCAAUACCUACUUCCCGGAGUACUGGUACCAGGCCCAAUGUUGCCAGUAUGAUUACUGCAACUCCUGGUCCAGCCCCCAGCUCCAGAGCUCCCUGCCUGAGCCCCCUGACAGGUCCCUGGCCCUACCUCUGUCGGAGUCCCAGAUCCAGCAGUUCUACCAGGCCCUGAACCUCUCGCUGCCCCUGCCCAGCUUCCAUGCUGAGAAGGAACCUGAAGGCCUGGACCCCCUGGCCGCCCUGCCCCUGAACCUGGGCUUGCCUAUUGCUGAGCUGCGCCGCAUAUACUUGUUUCUCAGCAAUUCAGGACUUUUGGUUCUUCCUCGGGCUGGACCCUGACACCUUACCCUUCCCGGAUUCUACUCUGUUCCAGCAUCUCUCCCCUAACACUCAAGCAUCCUACACUGCCCUCUCAGAACACCCACAUUCUCUGGCCUAGAAUUUCUUAGGUCUCCUUUCCAUGGUACUUCCAGUAUCUAUAGGGCUUUGAUUUAAUUUCUUCCCCAGAAACCAGUUGGCACUGCCUCCAGUGCUCUUCUUUCUUCCUCCUAGAAAAGAAUCUCAAGUGCAGAUUCUGCCCAGGCUGACCUGGGAAAGGCAUAGUGGUUUCCUCAUCCCUUUCCCAUCAUCUGAGUGUUCCACACCACCCCCCAACCCCCAUCCUCUUCCCAAACCCCUCUUAUCUGGUCACCUGCUACCUCCAUUCAGAUCUAGCUCCAUAUCCUAUCCUAUGUCUAUCUCUAAGAUCCAAUGCCAGACUGAACUUGCAGCAAGAAGGAUGAGGGGUAGACUUCUAUGCAGGUUUCCUAACUUAGCACUCUGAUGUCCCUGCCCUACUAUCUCCACCACCCCCACUCCCACCCUGGUCUCCUGCUGCAUCCUCUCAUCUCUUGUCCCAGUCUCUUGCCUCCUCAGCCCCACUUCACAUCACUGAGGCACUUCCCCACUUCCAUAGCUGCCUGGGGAGAGGAGAGGAGAGGGUCUGUUCUGCUCUGUUCCAUGUCCCUCGGUUUCCCUCCACAAUAAAUGGACUGGGCUAA
Molecule: messenger RNA, 1614 nt
Organism: Ceratotherium simum simum (southern white rhinoceros)
Lineage: Eukaryota; Metazoa; Chordata; Mammalia; Perissodactyla; Rhinocerotidae
Gene: LY6G5B
Product: lymphocyte antigen 6 family member G5B
Cellular component (GO): external side of plasma membrane
Source: RefSeq, a predicted model, not a curated record